This is a messenger RNA of Cyclocybe aegerita, 1095 nucleotides long. The record is from the annotation of a GenBank genome assembly. Lineage: Eukaryota; Fungi; Basidiomycota; Agaricomycetes; Agaricales; Hemipholiotaceae.
AUGGACAAUGAAACCGUGCAAAUUCUGGUUCAGAAGGAAGUUUCUCUCUAUUCUCAGGGUCAGAAGGAUGAAGUUAAAGCGAAGAAGCCAAGUCAAGAGCCCACUCAACCACAGACAUUUCUUGAAGACGUUCUGGUGGACGCUGCGCCAAAACGAAGAGGACGGCCGCCACAAGCCGCAACUUUACUUGCAAAUGUCUCGCAGAGUCGUGUCGGCAUCCUAGCUCGGGCACAAGCCAUCAUAGAAAUAGCAACUCCUGACGAAAGCAGAUUCCUUCGAGCAAAUGACACCUGGGAUCCGUCACCGGAGCAGGUUAGCCUGCCACCUCCGACCCAGCGCUUUGCUCGAAGUACCCUUGGCCAGCUACAAGGUGCCCGAACGAGGUCUCUUUUUGAUGGUGAAAGCGGCCCGACACGCCUCACCCAAAACUUUGCUCCAAGUGGUUUGGCUCAGCUUCAGGGCUUGAGGACAAGGUCCCUAUUCGCUGACGAGUGGUCCUUGCAGCAUGAUGCAGAGGACUAUGAUUUUGCCACUGGGCGUAGAUCUCCAUCUCCGUUUCAGGAGGUUGAGGAUGAUAUUUCUCAACGCCCGAAUGGCGUAGUGAAUCCUUUGGUUGAAGCUCCUGUCAAAAAGUCUACUGAGAGCAUUGGUGGUAAACGCAAAGUAAAUUCACUUAAUGUCCUCACAGAAUCUCCACAACCCAGUUCUUCGCGGAUGCCAGCGAAGGUCAGAAGCGGAUCGAGGGUGAGAGUUAAGUCAACCUCAUCGAGUGAAAGCGAAAAUGUGGAAAUUGCUCCUGUAACGCCAAAGAAGUCGCGGAGGCCUAGAGCGAAAGAUUCGUCCACCAAGAAGUCAGCACGUGUUCAAUACGAUUUUGGCGAAAAGUGGGAAUUGCAUAUGAAGGAGCAUAUUACCAAGGACCCUGAUCUCCACAUGCGUGUUCUGCGAUACGAGCCGAUCCAUUUUGACGUCUUCUUGGAACUGGCACAGCUCUAUGCGCCACCCAGUAGACAGAUGAAACUUCAACUCCAGAUUUUUCUAGACAACCAAGCCAUUCAUUUCCAUGGUGCGGAAGGGAUCGCUUGGAAGCGUUAG